AUGCUGCGCACCAGGCCCCGCAGCCCCAGCGCCAACCCCGCGCCCUGCUGGUCACCGCAGACACCAGCACCCAGCCCUGCCAAGCGCCGCCGCCUCCACCAGGAGCCCGCGUGCCCAGAGCCCCUGGCUCAGCCAGAGCUGGAAGCGCCCGCCGAGCCCGCUAGCAGCGCGCUCACCUCCGUGGUGUUCCUGGCCGCCGGCUCUGCCCUGCAGUUGCCCCUGGAUGGCAUCGACCUGCUGUUGGAGCCUGAGCCCACCUCGGUCCUGCAAGUGUCGCUCCAAGAACACACCAUCCUCCUGGUCCCCGAAGGACUCAUGACACAACCCCAGCCAGGACAGCCUGGAUUCGUGGCCAUCAGCCCACAGGGAGCCGCUGCCCAGGACGGGCCCCAGGAUCAUCUAGUCGGUCUCCAGGAGGAAACCUUCUGUGAGUACUUCUACCAAGAAGAUGUCUGUGAUGAGGAUGCAGACUUGGAAUUGCUGGAACCCUGGGCUAGGCCUCCAGAUGAUCAGGCCAAUGGGAACUUUUCCUCCAUCCCAGGGGUGCCCAGUCCUUUGUUGCAGGAACAAGUCCCAGGGCCUUCCACUGGAGCAGAGCGAUAUUCUCCUAGGUUUAUCUGGGAACUGGACAGCUACCUGCUGGGACCCCUCCCUGGCUCACCACUGCAGCCUCUGCCUCCAUCUCCUUCCCAGAGUCCCCAAGAGCAGCUUCCGCCACGCCCUCCAUGCUCUCCCCGGGCUCCUUGCAAGGCCCGGAAGCGACUGGUCUAUGACUGAACUGCCCUGCACAAAUCCUCGAUGCCUCCCUGCAAGAGAACCCCUUCCCAAUGCCAUUGUGUGCCUUUACAGAGCCUACAAGGUUAGGAUAACAUUCUUGGUUUUGAAGUGGGCAGAAUGUAGAAUAUUGGCUCUGUGAUUGGCUUGAAGAAAGAUCCUUAACGUUUUCUAUUGGAUAUUUAAGUCCAAUUAAGUACGGGUACAUUCUUAUAUGUUAUGUAAUAAGGCACUUACUUGAAUUUUAUCAUAAAGUAUUGUCUUUUCUGUAAAAAGCUUUUUCAU
Messenger RNA from Mus musculus (house mouse), 1059 nucleotides. It is a transcript of the gene Prr23a1, whose product is annotated as proline rich 23A, member 1. The coding region runs from base 1 to 777 and encodes 258 amino acids. Lineage: Eukaryota; Metazoa; Chordata; Mammalia; Rodentia; Muridae. The record is from RefSeq and is marked validated. The transcript has a single exon.